UAUGUCGCCAAGACCAUCUGGCAACACUGGAUUCGGGGCGCAGCUCGGUGUCGACAGUCGGUCAAAAAUAAAAUCUAAUUCCUGAAAUAAAUAUGGCAUUUAAAACUGAUUUGAAACAAUUAUUAAAGCCCUAUUACUGGCUGAAUAUCAUCCUUAGUUUAUCCUAUGUUAUUGCUAAACGGACGUAUUUAACAUGUGAGUUUUUGUUUCCAAAUGCCGACUGUGAAUUAGAUAGCAGGGAAACGGAGAUCCUAUUUUUCUUAAUUAUUGUCGUCAUGCUAAGGACAAGGAAGGCUGGAAGUGUGACAAUGGUAAAUUAUUUAUCGUCAUCCUUCGUUUACACGAAGAUCGCAAACUUAAUUCUGUGGUUCUAUGCAGAUGUAAGGUACGGAAUACCAUAUGGUGCAAUACUCAUAUUAUCUGCUCUUCUUCUCCCUGAGCCCACUUAUUCUGGUCCAGAGCUGGUAACCUACUUUAGAGGAGCCCAAAUAUUUGAAGAUGAAUUGAAGCAUCAUAAGAACACCACCUGGAUUGUCUGUUUGUAUGCAGCAUGGCACCCAGCAUGUGUAAACUUUGCUCCUGUAUUUUCAGAGUUGUCAGCUAGUUAUAGUUUGGAGAACUUCAAAUUUGGAAAAAUAGAUGUUGGCAGAUACCCAGAAGCAGCAGCUAAAUACAGAGUACAAGAUGGGCCGACCAGUCGUCAGCUGCCAACUUUGAUACUCUUCAGUGAAGGUCAGGAGAAGACGAGGAAGCCUCAUGCUGACCACACUGGAAAGUUGCAGAAAUUUCUCUUUUCCAAAGACAAUAUUAAGGCUGCAUUUAACAUUGAUGGGAUUUAUGAAGAAUGUAAAACUAAGUUAGCUGCUAAAUCUAAGAAGACUGAAAAAGUCGAAUAAUUUCUUAACUUAUUCAACCGUUUUUUUUUUUAACUGACUUCUUUCACAUAUUUUUGUCUUUGACUUAUUUAAUUUACCUGAUGUUCAAACCCCAUAUAACGAUUAUUGUCGUUUAUGUUUUAUUCUUGAUAAGGGAGCGUUCAAGUCGUCCACCAAAUAGUAACGCGUUUAUUUAUUUAUAUUUCUUUUGAAUUAAAUAAUAUAAUCCAAGAUUGUGAAACUAAUAUAAUACGAUACUAUGUAAUAAUAAAAAAAAAUUUUUUUAUUAAAAUAACAAAACUAUCUUAAGAAACUGGAGCGCACUUCAUUCGCAGGAAUGACGUUAUAGCUUUCGCUUUGUCACGUGACCAUUUUGGUACACAUUCGUUUGACGUUAAUGGUCAGACGGAGACGGCGAUUUUGUCUAUAGCCCAGGUUAUUGACCCUUGGGGUCUAGUCAAGACGGCUUAACAGUAGUGUAUGUAGGAAGUCGAAAACUAAAUCUGUAUGAAAAUGACAGUGUCGACAGUUGGUACCAACUACUACUACUACAUACACUACUGUUAAGCUGUCUUGACUAGACCCCCUUGAAUGUAAAAAAAAGGUAUAAUUGAGUAUUGACAAUUGACAUAAUAGAGUCAUACGCGCCAAGUCACUGCAUUUUUAGCCUGUGUUAAAUUAGAUUUUGUUUAAC
Messenger RNA from Pieris rapae (cabbage white), 1569 nucleotides. Its product is annotated as thioredoxin-related transmembrane protein 2 homolog. The record is from RefSeq and is a predicted model, not a curated record. The transcript is spliced from 4 exons. NCBI's taxonomy places the organism in Eukaryota, Metazoa, Arthropoda, Insecta, Lepidoptera, Pieridae. Gene Ontology annotation, cellular component: cytoplasm. Gene Ontology annotation, molecular function: oxidoreductase activity, acting on a sulfur group of donors, disulfide as acceptor. Bases 93 to 896 code for a protein of 267 amino acids.